CGAAAAGCUGGAACCAAUUAUGAUGUGAUAACACGUUUGACUUAUUUUUUCGUGUGACGAAUAGGUGACGUUAUGGGAAUCGGUAAGUACGAGAUUGGGACAUUCAGCCGAUGACUCGAUUGCUGCAUUCGGAUGGAACUGGUUAACAUGCCUCCGAGUCAACGUACGAGCUGAAUUUGGCUGAGCCCGUCAGGUGGUUGCAAUUUAUUAUCGUGUUUUCUUUUCUUUUUUUUUCCGUUUCCAGCAGGGGCGGAGUUUCUAAAUUCGCCUCGGGUAGUGCCGGUUUUUUCUCUACCUGGACCAACCUUCAACAGAACCAGAACUGCGUAGUUAGAGGGUCCCCAAUUCAGUUGGGUCGAGAAAUCUCCCUAGUUGUGUUUGAGCACGAGACCUUGUUGGAUCAGCACAUCGAUUGAGUGUUUCCGCCGAGUGUUAUCUCUGAAAAGAAGAAGAAGACAAAUUUCACAGUGAUCGACCUCUUCCUUCUAACCUUGGUGUAAACGAUUGAAGACCUACAAGUUUCGAUUCCAAAUUCGUGAAGGAACGACCGUGUCCUACCCGAUUUGAAAUGGCCACCAAACUAAAGGCGAUGAUUCCUCCUGGUACAGUUACUCAACGACCUCGUCGAGAUGAUGGACAAAAUUUAAUCCGGAAAUCCGUCCGCACAUCUCGUCGGCCUAAAUUUUCCAUCCGCUCGAAAAAAUCAACUCAGAAAAAGUCGACAAAAUGCAGCAAAGCGGAUCACAUUUCAUCGUCGAACCCACCGGCUUGGGACGCAUUCGAGCAAGCCGAUCCGGCAUCCGGUGAAACCGGCAAGAAAUCCAAGAAGUCCAAAAAGAAGAGGAUAUCAUUCAAGAUUGUCAGGAAAGCUGGGCAGAGGAUCGAGUGGCUGCUGAAGAAAGGAGCCAAAUACUUUGGGAUCGCUAUUAUUAAGGUCUUCAAUCAACCCGGACUGUACACGGAAGAAUCUCGUACGUGCGUCUGCUAAAUUGAGAAAUGCCUAACGACAAAGAAAAACAAGUCUCUUCGGUUUUGAUGAGAUUGGAGACGACGGUCUGUACAGAAUUGCUAAUUUCUUCUCUCUCUUCCUGAUUUUCUAAGUAUGUUUUUUAUUCUAACCCAUACAGCACGAAAUCUUGUCAGGAUUUUCGAUGCCCAUCAAUCAGUUUGAUUGAAGAUUCUGUUUUUUUUUUUCGCUAAACUGUUGUGAAUUAUCCUCCUAAAAUGUGUUGAAUUGCCUUGUGAAUUAUGCGUCCGUGUUCUUCCCUUUUUCCAAACGAAAACACAAACACAAUUGACGACGACAUUCUUUUUCGCCCUUUUUCUGAAUGAGGAUUCCACUUUUAUGCCAAUGGUUUCCUCAAACCAUUUUGUUUUUUUCAACAUGUGUCCAGUUUAAAUAUUUCCGAUUGGUCGGAUUGUGUUAUGAUAUCCUUGUCGUCGAGAUUUUUAAGGAAAAGGGAACAAAUUUUAAAAUACAAUUCAAAUAAUAACAA
Messenger RNA from Daphnia pulicaria, 1496 nucleotides. RefSeq lists its product as uncharacterized. Lineage: Eukaryota; Metazoa; Arthropoda; Branchiopoda; Diplostraca; Daphniidae. The record is from RefSeq and is a predicted model, not a curated record. The transcript is spliced from 2 exons. The coding region runs from base 569 to 988 and encodes 139 amino acids.